AUUUUAAUUACAAACAACUAGGAAAACAAUAAAUUUUCAAAAAUAGUGUCGAAAACAAUUCUAGCUCAACAAAUUUGCAAUGACUCAACUCAACGACAAAGGCGUCGAGCAUUUCAAGCCCACCAGCAGAUGUCUCCUCACACUCGUCACGCUGAUUUUCGUCUUCUCAGCUACAGCUUUCGCCCUUACACAAAUUUCGGCCGAUACAACGGAACUCGCUACAAGAGCGGAUAAGGAAUUAGACGCCAAAGUUGUAAGAAUAUUAUUGAAUAACGGUGAAUGGAGGCAACAAAAAGAAAAACAACCGAAAAAGUUGUUACAACAAAAUGAUACAGUCCAGCUACUGACAACAGCAAUUAAAGAGGAAAAAUCUGAAGAGCAACACAUUCAAAAUAAACGUGAUGUGCCAAACAACAAUAACACCAACAACAAUAACAACAACAAUCAAAUUAAAAAUACCAAACAAGGUUACUAUGAGGAACAACAACCUGUCAUCGUACACGCUGAGAGUCUACCCACACUUGGCCGGCGUCAAAACGAUUAUGGUGACCCACAAGCCGGUUAUGAGGAUCCCUAUUAUGCGCGCUCCCCCACCGUUGAUGAUGAUGAUGAUAAUGAGUAUGAGGGAGAGCAGUUUGAGCAGGUGCCGGUUCACUAUCCCUAUCAGCAGCAAUCUUCUGCGGGCUAUUAUAGCGAUGCUCCUGCUGUUGCUGAGAAAAAUUCCGGUAGCGAAGAAGAGCCUCAGAGUGUGGCCGAAGGCCGUGCUGCACAAAACUAUGAUUCAUACUAUCGACAACCAUGGCUUUAUGCAACACCGGCACCGGUACGUCGUCCAAAUGGUGGUUGGGAGGUGGGCGACAAUCGGAAAAUGCACACUGGCGAAAGCGACCCCUACGCUGCGUACGAUGCCACUGGACCAAUGGAUGAUUACGAGUAUCCCGGCGCACUAACGCCAUUGCAAAAGCAACAAUUAAUACAGCAACAGCAAGAACAACGAUUACAGAAACCGCAAAUCCGCCCACAACAGACCACAGCACAGCAGCAGCAACUGCAGGUGGUCCAAGGGGCAGACCCGCACAGCCGCCCAUCUACUAACAGUAACGGCAACACCAAAAUCGACAACAACAGCAAUUCACCAUCCACGGAGAACUCACUGCUAUCCACAUUGAAAAGCCUCAAAACCAUGUGGGACAUUUACCAAGCAUUUUCCGCCGCUUGGAAUAUGCUCGCGACACAUCGACAAAAACAAGAACAAGAACAACAAGAAGCUGUAAAACGUCGUCAGCAGCAAAUCGCACAACAAAUGCGUAUCAAUUCGAAAAAACCGCCCAAAUUCAGCGAAACCGGCACGGAUAAAUAUACACAAAGGAAUAACAGCAGCAGUCCCAGCAGUGAUGGUGGUGCUGCUGGUGGAGGUGCCACAAUUGCGGCUAAACGAGUUAAGCUCAAUAACAAAGCAAAUAAGAAUCCUAAAACUACAACAACAACAACAAUGAAAAGUACUGCCGCAACAGAGCUGGAGGUGAGCAGUGAAGCGGAAGAAACGGUUGGCAAUAGAGGCAGCAGCAGCAGCAACGCAAGUGGUGGUGGUGGUGUUGGUCGCAAUAAAAAAGCCAUUGGCACAAAAGGCGAAGCAAUGGCGCGUCAAAAUGCUCAGGGUAAGCGUGAGAAACGUCAAAUGUCUGACACAGCUGCAAAGGAAUCGACUGAUGUGGGCGAAGGUCGUUACAUCAAAGGCGAUCCAUUGAAAGGUUAUUAUGAUUUCGUUAUCACCGAGGGUUCAUACAAAUUCUGGGCUGUUUUUCAGACUGGCACCGCAUUGCUGAUUAUUUACUCAACUUUCGCCGCCAUUUAUUACUCGAAAGUAAAUCCAUUGGUGUCCGAUUAUGACUACACUGACUAUUUGGGCGGUGCACGUUCUUUGAGCGGCGGCGACGAUGAUUUUAUCGAUGAUGAUGAUGACAGUGGCGGCGAGGGAGCGGCCGGUGGUAAACUACGACGACGCAGCAGCUGGCUCGAUGGCAUAUUGCCACGCACAGGACGUACACUGCAGUAUAUACUCGAUGCGCUCGAUAAAUUGCCAGUAGACCAUCGCGAGGCGGACGAGGCAAUGAAAAGCGAGCAUUUAAGAGUAGCGGAGACAGACGAACCAGCGGUUGACAAUGGCGUAGCGGAAGAGGUAAAAGAAGGAGUGUAUGAAGAUGAUGAUGCAACGACGGAGACGGGACAAAGCGUGGUAGGCGGGGAUAGUCAGGAGGAAUUGCUGGAAUCCACGCAGCGGCAAUUGCGCGCCAUUUAUGCUGCUUGACGGACGUAAUGAGUGGCUCCGAUAAUAAUUUGUAUACAUGACUGGUUAACGGUAAAUGCAUGCACAUACGCAUACGCACAAAAGCAGUGCAACUUUAAAAUUAAAAAAAAAAAAAUAAAUAAUAAUCAUAGUAAUGCGCCGCUAUAAAUUCUCAUGCAAUUAAUUACUUUACUUUUGUUUGUGCUUUCCUUUUGCCUUAUACAAAAUUCCAUUGAGAGUCAGAAGGGGAGAGAAUGAGGGAAGCUGCAGUUUACUACAUACUCUUUUACUCGCACCAUAUAAACUCACUCUUAACAUUCCUUAUUCACAUUCAAUCAAUAAAAUCUCGUUUUUUUUUCUUUUUUUAAAUAAAACAUUAAAAUUUUUAUUUGACUCAAUUUUUUUCCUUAAAUUCUUUAUGUUCUCCUUUGGUAUCGAUUUAUUGCAUGAAAUUUAUACGUGCGCGUUUACAGACAUUUCGGCUACAUGUGCUGUUGUUACAUACAUGCACAUGUAGAUAAAAUAGUUAACCCGAUGUGUUCACAUCUGGCGGUCUUUUUUGUUGCCUUUAAAAGUUGCCAUUUAAUUUCACUAAAAGACAUUUGAUUCGGUGGAGAAUGUCGGCAUUUAUGGUGUCCGGCGAAACAACGCAUUUAAAAAGCAAUUCAUUUAUAUUUUAAAACAAUAAUAUUUUAACACUUUCAUAUUCUUUAUUUGUUUAAGU
This is a messenger RNA of Ceratitis capitata (Mediterranean fruit fly), 3011 nucleotides long. RefSeq names its product probable serine/threonine-protein kinase yakA. The transcript has 3 exons. NCBI's taxonomy places the organism in Eukaryota, Metazoa, Arthropoda, Insecta, Diptera, Tephritidae. The coding region runs from base 80 to 2308 and encodes 742 amino acids. The record is from RefSeq and is a predicted model, not a curated record.